UUUCAUUAUCGCUGAACUCAAGAAGUGCAAAAUGGAGCUACCGCCCCUUGAUUAUCAUCUGCUUGCACAAACUGUGCUGUAUUUUGUCAUUGCACUGAUUGGCAUGAUUACUGCAGUACCUAUAGGUGUAACAACGACAAAUUUUCAAGGAGAGUGCUUAUUAUAUGGCAAAGUUGUCUGGAACUCGACCCAGUUCACACCUUCUCUGACUGUUGGUGGUGUCUGUCACUUUUUGGUGGUUUAUUUUGUGGUGGCUAUCAUACUAUAUGGUAUUGCAGUAGGUCUGUAUGGUGUGUAUGCCUUGUGCCAGAGGGACAAAGACAUAGGGUCUCAGAUGUGGGUGUGGCCCUUUGCUCUGAUCAACUCGGUUCUUACCAUCCUAACGUUUAUCGUGUCCUGCAUUGUUAGUGUGGGCUUUUAUCAGUUUUGUGGAACCUUUCGUAAAGGAAAGGACAGUGGUGCCAAUGUAAAAAGUUGUGUUGAUGGACAGAAAAGUGACUGGGCAGCCAGUUGGAAUUCUGCAGGGAAAAAUGUUUAUUUUGGGACUUACUUCAACUUUUUCACUACUGCACAAACAGCAUCAUGGGUUUGUUUUCUUGUACUGGCAGCACAGCUAGUGUUAUGCAUUUUGAGGAUUGUUCGUAACAGGAGGGCACGUGCAGCAGAGGGAAGCUACAUCGAGUCAGAUGUCUCAGACAAACGUACUAUUGUGGACAGUGAGGCAAGACCCAUAUAGCUGAGACUGGUGAUAUUGGUGCAAAUAGGAUUGUAGUUAAUUGUACCACCAGCAUGAGUGCUGGGGUUAGCUUGGUUUUUACCUCCAAACCAUUGCAUCUGAUGCUUAUUGUUGGUUGAUACAAGUCACUGUUAAGUGUAACAGCAUCUCCUCAUGGACUACUGAGGCAUCCUCAUUAUAUGGAAAAAAGGUCACAUAAUGAUUUUAUCUCAACUUGCAGCUGCAAAGUUUUGGGGUCAGUCAGUGCAUUUGCAUACUAGUGGGUGUGACAUUUGUUGCAAUGCACCUUUGUUAAAUAUUUUUAAUCAAAUGUGAAAUAUCUCCCAAGCAUAAGGAAAUGUGGGAAAAUUUACUGAAGAAGACAAAACUGAUUUCAAAGGUGUAGGUUUUGAAAUUGAUGUUGCAUUAUUUUGAACCUUGUCCUUUUUUGAGGGUCAGUUAAAGGGAUAAUAACUCUUCGUAUGAUAUCUAUAUUUCACAAUAAAAACAUUGUGAACAACUCAUAGAA
Molecule: messenger RNA, 1244 nt
Organism: Lingula anatina
Lineage: Eukaryota; Metazoa; Brachiopoda; Lingulata; Lingulida; Lingulidae
Product: transmembrane protein 179
Source: RefSeq, a predicted model, not a curated record